AUGGCCUCGCGUGGAUCCGCCAGCGUCCUCGAGACCAUCCCCCUCAACCACCUCCCCGCCCCGCCCCUCAAGAAGCGCAAGAUAUGCCAUAGUCCUGGGGAUUGGGAGGAUCAGGCUAUCCGUAUUCGGGCCCACGGCGCGUCCCUCUCCGACGACCCCUUCGUCCUAGAACCCAUCGCCCGGAUACCCCGCUCGCGACUCCCCUUCUCCUGGCUAGACGUCAGCCCCGCCCUCUCGCAAAACCAUCUAGGGAGCCUCUUCGUCGCGGACAUCCCCACCCUCGAGGCGCACCCGGACACAGACCCCGCCGUACUCGCCGUGCGAUUGACGUCCGACGACUCGCUAUAUGCAGUGGAACGGGUGAAGCGGGGGAUCUACGCGCUCUCGAAAUUAGCGCGGGGCGUACACGAGCGCGAUAUACAUGUGGUGAAGGGGGGGAACGCCGUGUCGGCCGCCUCGCUCGAUGACCCCACGCGCGUGUCUGCGGGUGUGUGCGAUAGCGCAGAGUGGUGGCAGCUGGCGCAGGUGGAGGAUCCAGUGCGCAGUGUCGAGGAGGAGGGAGCGCGGGCUAGGCCGGGCGUCUCGGUUGUCUUCGGCGGUGUCGACGAUGGGCACCGCGUACGGGAUGGCGUAACGCCAGUAGGUGUGCCUGAGAGCAGGGCGCAGUCUGCGGUGCCGCAGCUGGGGUCAGCGCCGAGCGCCGAGCCUGAUCUCCAGACGUUGACGGGGCCGGAGCUGGAGGCGCAGGCGCUUGGCGGGGUCGAUCCGCAGCUGGCGCCGCAGGAUCUGCUGGAUGGCCUGCGGGAGCAGUACCUGCAGGCGCUGUAUGUCUCCAAGACGUCUGUUGCGUAUUUCGCCAAGGGUCCGUUGGCUCGCUGUCGGGCGGCUUUCCAGCCUGCUGCUCCUGCUGAUCUCAUCGCCUUCUACCGGGAGGCGAUCCUGGCCGCCAAGAAGAUGGACCACAAAUAUCGUGAGACGCUCCCGACGAGCAUUCGAGACGCGCUGCUCAGCGUUUCGGACGGCGACGUCGCGCCGUCUGGCAAAAAGCGCAAGCCCCGGAAGAAGAAGCUAGGCAAGAACGGGCUGUACCCGGAGGAAGAGAAGUUCGUCCACCGAUGGUGGAAGGACCGCGCGUUCGGGGAGCAAGGCGUCCUGAUCGAGACGUCUCGCGACACAGAGGUGAAGAAACACGUUGCUGAUCUACGACUGCGAGAAACCCAGUUGCAGAUCCUCCUCAUCCUAGAGACCUUGGCCCUGGAGGCCGAGGAAGCGAAGAAACCUCGCGACGACGCCGCAGAACCGCCCCCCGCAACGAAAACCAAAAAACCCCAGGAUCUGGCCGUCAUGCUCGAGCUCCACCUCGACCGACUGUGCAUCUGGCAUGCCGUCAGCUUCGAGGACACGGUAGUCGCCGACUCGGCCAAGAACCAGACCAAUCUGGCCGGCAAAAAGGUCGAGAGCGACGCCGUGCGCGACUUCUGCACCGAGGUCAUCAUCCCGUUCUACGCUGCCCGCUUGCCAGACAAAUGCAAGUCGAUCACCCGUAAGCUGGGCGUGUCGAGCACGUCGCCUACGAAGCCACCCGCCAAAAAGGCACCCCCGGGUCCCGGCGGCGACCGCCAUGCACCCCACAAGCACCCACGCCGGUCAUUCCAGCGCGUCCACACCGACACACAGACAACCUCACAAGGACGAACACCCGCACCACCCUCACUGAACAGAACCAACACAGCACCAUCCCAGGUCGACGCGCGGCGCAAUGAAUCCAUAGAACCCCUUCUUCCCAUCCUCAGCACCAGCGCACGCGGCGGGAUCCAAAAGGCGAAGCGGGCCGAAAACCGCGAAGUGGACCUCAACGCGGUGGCGCGCCAGCACGAGUCCAAGCUCCGAAAGGUGCAGCUCCUCGCGGACCAGAAGAAAGAGCUCGACGCUGCUAUCUCCGCCCUCCGCAAGCCCAAUCGUCAGCUCGUCGCAAAGGACAUCGCCAGCGAUGCGGACAAGCGCACUGCCAGUGGCAGGAAGCCGAAGAAUCCCGUCCGCAACCCACUCGGCCAGGGCGUGCAAGUCGCGGCUACACCGAGCAAGAACCGAAAACGGGAUACCAACAUCGACAUGCAAACCCAGCCCGCCGCACCGCGCACACUCACACGUCGUCCUUCCCGCACGCUCAAACAGCCAGCAGGACAAUCUCCAUCCUCCCCCUUCGACUCCGACGCAGACCCAGACGCCGACCCAGACGCAGUCAUCGUCCCCGGCUCAGCCCCCCGAACCAACACCUACGCCCUCUCCAUCCCCUCAAUAUCCAUCUCCAACACAUCGAACAGCAUCCAAGAGACGCCGUUACGGCGAAAAGCCCCCCAACCAUCAUCCCAAACAGAGCAAUCCCCCAGUUUCUCAGGAACCGGAACCGGAACGGGGAACCUCUUCCGUGUCCCUCGCCGACCUGUCCCGCGGUCUACGGACGUGGUGGCGCCUUCCACGCCCGUCUCGGCGCGGUAUGUGGAUAGGUCUGGACGGCCGGGUCUGGGCUCAGCUAUGGCUAUGGGGACGGGGACAGGGACGACGACGGCGAAGAUGGCUUCUGUGUUGGAGACGCCGCCGAGGGUGGCUGCUCCGAUGGGUAUUCCUGGGACGGGGGGGAGGGAUGUCUUGGUUGGGACGCCAGUUAAAGAGACGCCGGUUAAGAUGAGUACUGAGCCGAUGGGAACACCGGUCAAGACGAGGACUGAGCCUGCAGGAACACCGGUUAAGACGAGACCGGAGUCAGCAGGUACACCAGUCAAGACACGAGCCGCACCGCCAGGAACGCCAGUCCGAAAGAGUGUAACUGGGAUGGGCACAUCAUCGAUCGUACCCAUGACGCCGGAGAAGUCGAUCUACGAGCAGCUGGGGUGGGAGGAUGAUGAUGUUGGGUUAUAG
This is a messenger RNA of Aspergillus candidus, 2919 nucleotides long. RefSeq lists its product as uncharacterized. Gene Ontology annotation, cellular component: DNA replication preinitiation complex. Gene Ontology annotation, biological process: DNA replication initiation. The transcript is spliced from 2 exons. Bases 1 to 2919 code for a protein of 972 amino acids. Lineage: Eukaryota; Fungi; Ascomycota; Eurotiomycetes; Eurotiales; Aspergillaceae. The record is from RefSeq and is a predicted model, not a curated record.